CAAUGAAAGAUGGUAGAAGAGAAAACAAGGAUGAGUUGGAACCUCAUCCCGUGAAGGAACAACUUCCCGGUGUUGAUUACUGUGUUACAAGCUCUCCCUCAUGGCCUGAAGGGAUUCUUGUUGGAUUUCAGCAUUGCCUGGUUGCGCUUGGAACCAUUGUCAUGGCUUCCACCAUCCUUGUCACUAUCGUCGGUGGUGACAAUAACAUGGACGUGGAGAAGGCUGAAAUGAUACAGACUCUACUUUUUGUUGCGGCAAUUAACACACUGCUGCAAACGUGGUUUGGAACACGUCUUCCUGUGGUCGUCGGAGCAUCCUAUGUUUUCCUCAUUCCUUUUGUUUCCGUUGCUGUUUCCACUAGAAUGAGUGUAAUUGCAGAUCCACAUCAGAGAUUCAUACAAUCCAUGAGAGCCAUGCAGGGGGCGAUUAUUGUUGCAUCUGGAUUUCAAAUCGUUAUUGGCUUUUUGGGAUUUGGGAGGAUUUUUGCCAGGUAUCUCAGCCCGCUUAGUGCGGUUCCACUCGUCACUCUCACCGGCCUAGGGCUCUUUCUAUUAGCAUUUCAAAGAUUGGUUGAUUGUGUUGAAAUUGGUAUCCCUGCAUUUGUUAUCCUUGUCCUCCUGUCCCAGUACAUUCCCGAAAGGAUGAGAUCAAGAAAAGCUGAUCGAUUUGCAACCAUAGUCUCCAUUGGAAUUGCGUGGGCAUUUGCUGAAAUUUUGACUGCAGCUGGUGCAUACAAAAAAAGAUCGCCUAACACUAAAUUGAGUUGUUGUACCGAUCGAUCUGGGUUAAUUAGUGCUGCUCCUUGGAUAAGAGUUCCACUUCCAUUUCAAUGGGGACGCCCUUCUUUCGAUACUGGUGAUAUUUUUGCUACGGUUGCUGCUUCUCUUGUAGCAAUUGUAGAGUCAACAGGGACAUUCAUUGCAGCAUCAAGAUUAGCCAAAGCAACCCCUAUUCCACCAUCUGUGCUUGGUCGUGGUGUUGGCUGGCUGGGCAUAGGUACUCUUUUGGAUGGCCUUUUUGGCGCAAUAGCUGGAUCCACUGCAUCAGUUGAAAAUGCAGGACUCUUGGCUUUAACACGAGUAGGAAGUCGCAGAGUCAUUCAAAUAUCUGCUGGAUUUAUGCUUUUCUUCUCUAUAUUAGGAAAAUUUGGAGCAUUUCUUGCUUCAAUACCUUUGCCAAUUAUAGCAGCUAUUUACUGCGUUCUCUUUGCCUUCGUAGCAUCUGUUGGCCUUAGUGGUCUUCAAUACUGCAAUCUAAACAGUUACAGGUCAAUGUUCAUCCUUGGCGUUUCUCUCUGCAUGGGUUUAUCUGUUCCACAUUAUUUCAACGGACAUGGCCCUCUCCAUACCGGCUCCACUGCGUUCAACAAUAUAAUGCAAGCGAUUUUCACAUCCCCAGCAACUGUGGCAAUUACAGUUGGUUACUUCUUGGAUUUAACACUGAAGCAUGGACACAGCUCAACUCGCCUAGACAGUGGGAGACACUGGUGGGAAAAUUUCAGGAGCUUCAAUCGGGAUGAGAGAAGUGAAGAUUUCUAUUCACUUCCUUUGAACCUCGGCAAAUUUUUCCCAUCACAUUGAGGGCAAUAGGAAAUCUAUCAUUCUUGAGACAAUUUAUUGUGUCAAAAGUGUCUACACAAAUUGCUGAAGUGUGAAUAUAAAACAAAAUACUAUCAUCGCCUCACAAAUAAAAGGUUUUCGAGCAAGAGUUGCAAUACAAAGUUGCAUGUUAAGUUCUUGUCUUUAUGUCUUACACAUGUAUGGUACUUGACGUGGAAUAUAUUUUGUAUUGGGAAUUUCAACAGGACCAUAGUGCCCACUUAUUUGACAGGCGCAUGUUUUUCUUAGGCCACUCUUCUUGGACUAUGACCAUGUGAAUCCAACUGUCUUGUGGGCUUCAAGCCUGCAAUUGAGUCCAAGCUCAAGGUGGCAAACACAUGAGAGGAGAUAACUACGAUGAAGUACAUAUGAGGAACGUGCAAAUUGAAGUGUUGAAAUCUGUGUGGUGCAAUUGGACUUGAAAUAUAUGGCAUGGCCAAGACUAAGUGGGCCCAUAUGGCAGCCCUUGUCAUGCGGAAAUCACGUUCCCGUGUUGUCUUAUAAACUCGCAUGAAAAACAUUAAUUUAGUUUCAACCAAGUGUUGGUGGAAAAAUGGUUCGACAUUUAUA
Messenger RNA from Cajanus cajan (pigeon pea), 2168 nucleotides. RefSeq names its product nucleobase-ascorbate transporter 4. Gene Ontology annotation, cellular component: membrane. Gene Ontology annotation, molecular function: transmembrane transporter activity. NCBI's taxonomy places the organism in Eukaryota, Viridiplantae, Streptophyta, Magnoliopsida, Fabales, Fabaceae. The record is from RefSeq and is a predicted model, not a curated record. Gene Ontology annotation, biological process: transmembrane transport.